This is a messenger RNA of Sphaerodactylus townsendi, 3037 nucleotides long. It is a transcript of the gene FKTN, whose product is annotated as fukutin. Gene Ontology annotation, cellular component: Golgi membrane. The transcript has 10 exons. Bases 292 to 1677 code for a protein of 461 amino acids. NCBI's taxonomy places the organism in Eukaryota, Metazoa, Chordata, Lepidosauria, Squamata, Sphaerodactylidae. The record is from RefSeq and is a predicted model, not a curated record.
AUGUUUUACCCAAGCGACGUUUGGAAACUGUAUUUCACCCUCUCCCCUUUGCUUGUAUCUCGAGUGGAUUGGUUGGAAGGCAGUAUACAAUUUUUAAAAUUUAAUUUUUAUCCUGCUGUGAUCCUCAGACGGGACCCAAAGCAUGUCCAGAUGUCAUUCUUCUUUCCUUAAUUCUACCAACAGUAACCUUGUGAGAUUUUUCCCCCAAAAGCAAAGACCUAGCAGGCACGUUGAAAAGAUGAAAAGGACACAACUGCUUUUAAAUGACCUUCAAGUGAGCCCUGAAGACUAAUGCAGAGAAUUAACAAGAACGUGGUUUUGGCCCUUCUUACUUUAACAAGUUCAGUCUUCCUUCUGUUUCAGUUGUACUACUAUAAGUAUUACUUGUCUCCAAAGAAUGGUGCUGUUUUCCCCAAGGUUAAAGGGAGUAAGACAGGACAAGACAGUAGCCGAUGGAACGUGGUUCGGAAAUUCCUUGGUCUGGUAUCCCGCCACCAUAUAUCUGUGCAUCUUAUCGACCCAUUACUUCUAGGAUUGAUUGCUACUGACUUGGAGCAACUCAAGGCCUCCCCUGAGGGCAGCUACUCAGAAUGCAGAUACCUCUGUGUUCCCCGGGACUUCACUACUUUUGCACUACUAGACAAGACCUGGAAACUGGAGAUGGGCUUGUUUCGAGCAGCCGAGAGAGUCGGAUUCCAGUGGCUAAAGGUUCAGAGCAAAGACCCCCGUCUAGAAGGAAUGGAGGAUCUCUCAGGGACUGAGAUUCCCUUGCACUAUAUCUUCAGGCUGGCCAACCAUGCCAUCCACAUGGUGGUCUUUUAUGAGAGGAACGGCAACUAUCUGUGGCACGGACAGCUGCGGUUGAAACGGCUCGUGGACAGGAAAUUUGUGCCUUUCCGAAAGCUAUGGUUCGGCCGCUACCCUGGAGCCUACGAGAAGCUAAAACUACAAAGCAUCUCUCUUGAUGGAUUAACAGUCCAGAUUCCGAAAGAGCCGUCGCAUUUCCUCGAAGAAUGGUCUCACUCGAGGUUCAUUGAAUGUAGGUACAAAGAAGCUCGAUCUUUCUUUCAGCUGUAUCCCGACGAUAUGUCUCUCGAUGCAGUGGAGUUCAGGAAAAAAGCCAAAGUAUUACUGCAUCUUGCUGCUGCAACAUUAAACAGUUUGGGAGUGAGAUUCUGGCUGAGCAGCGGAACGUGCCUAGGUUGGUACAGACAGUGCAAUAUUAUCCCUUAUAGCAAAGAUGUGGAUUUGGGAAUUUUUGUUAAAGACUAUAAGACGGAUAUUGUUUCAGCCUUUGAACAGGCAGGAUUACCACUGAAGCACAAGUUUGGCAAGGUAGAAGAUAGCUUGGAGCUUUCCUUUCAAGGAGAAGAUGAUGUGAAGCUCGAUAUUUUUUUCUUCUAUGAAGAGGAAGACCACAUGUGGAACGGAGGAACUCAGGCCAAAUCAGGCAAAAAAUUCAAGUACCUGUUUCCCAAGUUCACGCUGUGUUGGACUGAGUUUGUAGAACUCAAGGUGCGCGUGCCAUGCGAAACCCUCCAGUACAUUGAAGCCAACUACGGUAAAGAGUGGAAGACGCCUGUGAAGCAGUGGGACUGGAAGAACUCGCCCCCCAAUGUGCAGCCCAAUGGGAUCUGGCCCAUUGAUGAGUGGGAAGAAGUCAUUCAACUCUAUUGAGCUGUGCGCAAGACCCCAGAAUGCAUUUGCAGUAUCCAUCACGCAUGACGCGGAAGUCAUGAUCAGAUGUGAGAUCCUUUGUCCGUUGUUUUCCUGAGACACUUUUAAAGUAUUUCUCAGCAUUCCACAGAUUGGUGCACUCCUUCGAGGAGCUGGGAAAUCUUUCAUGCCUCUAAGGAUGGUGGGAUAUCAAGGAAAAACAAUAUCAAGAAGCCAGUGGAGGAAGAAAGGAAUCCUGACCUUUUUUAACACUGUGCCUCAGAAAACUUCCUUUAGUAAAAAAAAAAAAACCCACAAAACCAGGCCAGAGGUGUAGCAAGUACCGGUGCGUCCUCCGCCCCUGUCCUGCCCCGGAAUGCUCCCGCCACGCCCCUGGAAUGCCCUCACCACGCCCCCACAGGCGCACCCCGCCCCCUGGGAGCUACGCCUCUGAACCAGGCCAGCCUCCUAGAAUGAAAAUAAGAGUUAAGCCAGGGAGAAAGUAAGAAGGAUCCUCUCUUAAAUAGAGCCAGUUCACCCUGGAAGGUUCGUGAUGCAGAAGAGGGAACAAAAUACUUGUAAGUAGCUAAGUCUACUCUGAUGAAGAGACAUCCUGUGUUGGCUGGGGAAAGUGUGUUUGUAGUUUCCAUGGCUGUUGUGCACACUUCUAAUUAAAGGGGAGUUCAGUUCUCCACAGGCCUUUGAUGUAGGGGACUUAGAAUGUGAACACUGAGUCAUGGCCAAAUGGCCAAGUUCAUGCUUUGCACCUUGUCAGCUGCUGCAGAAGCCAAACCCUGGAACUGAAAAAAAUCCACACAAUGUAGUUGUUGGUUCUUUUCCUGUUGUGCAGUGCUGAGAACGGAGGGACUUUUUCUCAACUUAGUGGCAACACGUGAGAAGCUGCAAGAGGGAGUGUCGUGAUUUUGCAGCUCCCCUGCCUGCAUUAGGUUGCUGUCAAUUAAAUGGGCAAAUUUCAAUACAGGAAGGGCAGGCGGUUGUCUCUUCUUUUUCCAGCCGCUGUCGUGUGGUCAGAGCACUGAACUAGGAUGACCCAGGCUCAGAUCUUCACUCUGCCAUGGAAGCUUGCUGGGUGACCUUAGUCCGGCCGCACGCUUUCAUCACAGAGAACGGAAUGAGGGCAGCAUGGAGGUUGGAAGGACAAUAUGACGGAAGACCCGCAUACACUGCUCCAAGAUCUUCAAAAGAAGGGUGGAAUGAAAAUGUGACAGACUUCCAGUAUCUACAGUGUUGGUAAUCAUGCUAUAUACCGUAUAUACUCAUGUAUAAGUCGAAUUUUUCAGCACAUUUUUAGUGCUGAAAAAGCUCCCCUCGACUUAUAUGCGAGUCAUUAAAAAAUUGUGUUUUUACUUUGCCGGCCAGC